ACAUCGUUUACACGUAACAAACAGUUGUAUACUACACAAGGAACCAACAUGGAAUCUGUACAGACAACAGACAUCACCGCUACUGACAGGAUCAACAAUGCCCUGGCUACUCUCAGAAGUGAUAUGCUUGAUAUCAGGCAACAGGAUGUCCAGUUGAUGCAGCAGCUCAUGUGUAUCAACGACAACAUAAAAACGCUGACCAAACGGAAACGGUGUUCUAGCAAACCUCUCAGGAAGAAACUAGCACUGGUUAAUGACCGAAUGAUCUUUGUCAACAUUGACGAGUCCACAUCUGAUCGACACAGACGAAGUUUUAUGUCCAGAAGCCUAACUGGAUCUCUCUCUAGCAUUGAAGGCACUUCAAAUUCCACAGAAGAUCUUAGUUCGCCGGACUCAGACAGCGACGACAGUUUGUGUGGAACCACUCACAACCAUUAGGAGGGAAUUGUGUUUUUAUUCCUUUCAAAAUCCGCAAAAAAGGAAAGUCAAAUUACGCCAGGAACAUUCGAACAAAGUAACUUUCUGAUGUGUUAUAUUGUACUGGAUAUGGAGGUAUUAACGUGAAAUCGACACACCAGCGGAAACAACUUACACGUGUAUCUGACAUACAUAUUGAAAUCCGGACAGUAAAGGACAGAACAAACUAGCCGAGCAUGGUUAGAUAUUAUAUUCCGACGGUCGUGAUGAAAGACAUAUGUGUAUUUCAUUUGACAAACAUUUGCUGAAUUCUGCCAAAUGUCAAUUUGUGUUCUAAAAAAGUGGGCGUGUAUGUGCAUGAAUGGUGUUUAAGAAAAUGACAAAUUUUAUGUAAUCUAUAUUCCGUUUAUAACCAACAGACGAGGGGUGCUUCCCAUAGAAAACACAAGCCGUAGAUGCCUGCCGAGAACAUUUAUAAUUGCAAUAAGCUUUACAACAUUUUUUUCAUUCAGACUAUCGAUUAACCGCAAUCGAUUAUGGACGUUUAAUAGACAGUAUGAGUGAGUUUGAUUGUAACUACCAUGACACACGUGCGCAUCUACGCAUGUAAGUUUGAAUGUGUAUGAAAGUGUUAAAAAAUUGUUAUGUAUUGAAUAGUUAUAUAAUUAUUGUUAUUGACAACGGUCUUAACGACUGGUAUGAAAUUGUUAUUUGUUUCAAAUUGUUAUUUGGGUAAUAAAAAUGA
This is a messenger RNA of Mizuhopecten yessoensis (Yesso scallop), 1162 nucleotides long. RefSeq lists its product as uncharacterized. The transcript is spliced from 3 exons. The record is from RefSeq and is a predicted model, not a curated record. The coding region runs from base 49 to 438 and encodes 129 amino acids. NCBI's taxonomy places the organism in Eukaryota, Metazoa, Mollusca, Bivalvia, Pectinida, Pectinidae.